Molecule: messenger RNA, 24582 nt
Organism: Trichoderma breve
Lineage: Eukaryota; Fungi; Ascomycota; Sordariomycetes; Hypocreales; Hypocreaceae
Product: condensation domain-containing protein
Exons: 4
Coding region: 1-24582 (8193 amino acids)
Biological process (GO): secondary metabolite biosynthetic process; amino acid activation for nonribosomal peptide biosynthetic process
Cellular component (GO): cytoplasm
Molecular function (GO): phosphopantetheine binding; catalytic activity
Source: RefSeq, a predicted model, not a curated record
AUGGCUCUAGAAAACCUUGAUAUGCGACAGCGUCUGGAAAGGGAGCUUUUGAAAGAUGAAGCUCUCAACCAAGCCAAAAUUCUGAACUUGACUUCCCAAAACGAUGAACCCCAGUGGGCCGUGGCCAUCUCUUUAAGUAAAUCGAGCGGAAAAGACCAGGCAGAUGCCUCGAGCAUCAUAAAAAGAGCCCGUAAAGCCCUUCGGAAACUGAAAGAUCAAAAUAAGGACGAAAAAUUCCCAAUUCCCAAGAGAUGGACUAUUCUCGACGAGCUUCCAACGACCCCACAGGGGCAGGUGGAUGAGAGAGUCCUCUAUCGCCUGCUGACUGCUUGGGAUGUGACCGAAUCCAAUCUCUCGCCAAAAGAAAAGAGGGUACAUAUAGCUGCUCAAGCAGCUCGCGCAGAUAAUAACCGAAUUCCUCACGAUGAAAUACCUACGAAAGAAACAGAGCUAGUGUUACGAGAAUUCUGGGGCAGAGUGCUCAAUCUUGAACCUCAGGAUAUAGGUAUCAAGGACAAUUUUCUGGUCCUUGGCGGGGAUUCAAUCAACGCCAUAGAGCUUGUUGCAUUAGCCGAACAAUAUGGCAUCGGAUUAACAGUCACCGCAAUAGUUGGCAAUCCUGAACUCCAAAAGAUGGCCGCCAUGGCAGCUAUAGAUGAGGAAAAUAGCGACGCGUAUAUUGCCGAACCUCUGAGUUUGCUACCAAAGAUGGAGAUCGAUGCAACCAUAAAAGAAGUUCGGUCUAGAUGCCGACUGACAGAUGGCGAUAUCAUCCAGGAUGUCUUUCCCUGCACAGCCCUUCAGGCUGGUAUCAUGGCAUUAUCAGAGAAGCAGCCUGGCUUGUACAUGACGAGGCAGAUUUACGAAUUGCCAAGCCAUGUUGACAUCCCGCGAUUCAAGGCGGCAUGGGAAGAGACAGUGGACCGCUAUGACAAUCUUCGUACCCGAGUGCUGCCCGUUAAUGGCCAGACAAUCCAAGCAGUGAUUCAAAGUGAUACUGCUUGGGAAGAUACCGCUGGGGAAACGAUCGAGUCGUUCGUAGCGAAAUCUAAGGGCAUGAUAAUGACCUAUGGAACGCGCUUGUGUCGGUAUGGAUUAGUGACGGAUGUAGAUGGCAAGUCAUACUUUGUCUGGAUCAUUCACCACGCUGUAUUUGAUGGAUUGACUGCGCGCCUCAUCUUCGACAGCUUGUAUCAGAUAUACAAUGGCCAAGCACAAGGCAUCUUACGACCGUAUUCGAGCUUCAUCAAAUACAUCAUGUCAAUUGAUCAGGAUGCCGCGAAAGGUUUCUGGAAGACUCAGCUUCAAGACGCCCGCCGGGCCAACUUUCCUCGUAACUUGGGCACAAGAUCCGACAUGUCAAGCCGUGUAAUGACAAGGGAGAUUUCACUUCCCUGCACAGCCGAAUUAUCUGUCACAAAGGCGACAAUAUUGAGGGCUGCUUGGGCUAUAAUCUUGGCCCGAUAUUGCGAUACAGAUGAUGUAUGCUUUGGGACGACUGUUUCUGGAAGACAGGCUGCCGUCCAUGGAAUCAACCAGAUGCCCGGAUUUGUGAUUGCUACAGUCCCCGUUCGGAUUCGCCUCCAGCCUGGCGAGACUAUCGCUGCCUUCUUGCAAAGUGUCCAGGCUCAAGCGUCUGAAAUGGUUCCCUUUGAGCAAUAUGGGCUACAGAAUAUCGCAAAAAUCAGCGAAGACGCGAGAGACGCCUGCGAUUUCUCCAACUUAUUCGUGAUUCAACCAGCAAAGUCUCUGACCUCCAUGGCAGAUUCUGGAUCCAAAGACGUGAUAUUGCUGCGUGGCAGUGCUGCGGAGAAGAAACUAUCCGACUCAUCUACACAGAAUUACUUCAACUAUCCGCUCGUCCUUGAAGCUCUCCUUGAUGACGGUCGCGUUGACCUCCAAAUCACGUACGACUCGAAUUCAAUUAGUGGCGACGCACUCGAAGCAUUGUUCCAUCACUACGAACAUGUUGUUCAGCAGCUUUUUCAAGCGUCGGGUCAGUCGCUCAGCACAAUAGAAGUUGCUGGAAAAUGGGAUUUGGAGUGCGCAAUGAGGUUCAAUCCAGAGACGCCAGAGAAUGUAGACCUUUGCAUCCAUCAGAUGUUUGAGAACCAGGCAUUAAGACGGCCAACUGACCUCGCGAUAUGCGCUUGGGAUAAGUCGUUUACGUAUAGUGAGCUCAGCAGGGCAUCAAAUAGGCUGGCCCAUCAUCUUGUGAACAAGCUCUCCAUACAGAAGGAAGAUUUGGUUCACGUAUGUUUCGAAAAGUCAGCCUGGUUUAUCGUUGCCGUACUAGCUAUCAACAAGGCCGGCGCGGCCUGGGUCCCUCUAGAUCCAUCUCAUCCAGAAAAGCGGCUGAAAGAAGUCGUCUCACAGACCAGGGCAAAAGUUGCGUUGGCUUCGCCGACAUACUCAUCGCUAUGUGCUGGUCUUGUUGACUCUGUUGUCGAGGUGUGUUCGGCUUUGGAUGAGAAACUCGUACACUAUGAAUGUAGCGCACGAGGACCGAAAGUCAGCGUAUCUCCGCGGAACGCUGCAUAUGUAUUGUUUACAUCUGGAAGCACAGGAGUCCCCAAGGGCCUGGUAAUGGAACAUGGCUCUGUUUGCACAAGCCAAGUGGCGAUUGCCAAGCGACUUGGCAUGACGCCUCGCGUCAGGAUGUUGCAGUUUUCUGCGUAUGUAUUCGAUGUCUCCGUGGGAGAAAUUGUACAGCCGCUCAUCACCGGUGCCUGUUGUUGUGUGCCCUCGGAAGCUUCGCGCAUGAACAAUCUUGCCCAAUUCAUUCGCGACAAGCGUGUCAACUGGGCUUACUUUACGCCCUCUUUCGCGAGGACCAUCAACCCCAAAGAGGUUCCGGACCUUAAACUCAUGUUAUUUAUAGGAGAAGCCGUACAACGCGACGUCUUUGAUAUGUGGGUUGGGAAAACAAGGCUUAUAAACGCCUGGGGACCUGCAGAGACGUGCGUAUUCAGCAGUAUUCAGGAGUGUUAUUCGACAGAUGAGUCCAAUCUAAAUAUUGGGCGACCAGUUGGUGCGUUUUGUUGGAUUGUUGAUUCUACAGAUCCUCGGCGACUGGCACCGAUUGGAACUGUGGGCGAAAUCGUGGUUCAAGGCCCGACUGUGUUGCGAGAAUAUCUUUAUAAUCCGGACAAGACAAAUGAAGCAAUUGUCACUACAGUACCUGAGUGGGCACCUCACCGCGAGUCACGAGACUGGAACAGAUUUUAUAAAACGGGAGACUUGGCCUAUUAUAAUCCUGAUGGCACUAUGGAGUUUCUUAGCCGCAAGGACACUCAAGUCAAGAUCCGGGGUCUUCGCAUCGAACUUGGUGAUAUUGAGCAUCAAAUUCAAAAUUCUAUGAAAAGUGGAUGCCAGACGGUCGUGGAUGUCUUCAAGGCCGAGACAGGUUCUCUGUUGGUGGCCUAUAUCUGCUAUACAAAAGAAAGAAGGGCGACUAGCAAGGUCAACGUCGAGAAUGAUGAUAUUUUCUUGCCAUUCACGGACGAAAUACGAUCACAAGUCACAGAAAUUAUUGGCGAACUCAGCAUUUUACUCCCACCCUAUAUGAUACCCAAAGUGUUUAUUCCGUGCCAUUUCAUGCCAGUUGUAUCGUCGGCAAAGCUUGACAGGAAUAAGCUGCGAGACACUACACAGAGAUUGAGCCGACAUGAGUUGGCACAAUAUUCCCUGGCCUCUAGUAACACUAGGAAACCUGAGACAGCCGCUGAGAUUCGUAUGCAGCAGCUAUGGGCAGGAGAAUUGAAGAUUGCGGCAGAGUCUAUAGGACGAGACGACAGCUUCCUACACCUGGGUGGCGAUUCUCUGGUGGCCAUUCAGCUUGUAACUUCGGCCCGGAAGGCAGGCCUAUCACUCACUGUCAAAGACAUCUUCGACGAUCCCCGACUAUGGGCUGUAUCACUGAAGGCCAUUGAAAUUGAUGCCAGCGCUGCAGCGCUGCAUGAGAUUCUCCCAUUUAGUCUCUUGAACGGCCGAAUUAAUACCAACAAUGCUAUCGAGACAUUGAGGAAAUUGUGUAAUUUGUCAGAAGAAUUCGCUGUUGAAGAUGUAUUCCCGUGUACAUCACUCCAAGAAGGUCUCUUGGCAAUGUCAACUACUCGGUCGGGUUCGUACAUUGCCAAACAGCUGUACCGACUACCAUCGGACGUAAACAUUGCCAAAUUUCAAGCCUCAUGGGAGGAAACUGUCAGAGUCUGCUCCAAUCUGCGAACAAGAAUCGUCUUGGUUGACGAUAGCUGCGUCCAGGUCGUGGUAAAAGACGACGUGGCAUGGGAUUCAGCUGAGGGGACAAGUCUCGAUGCUUAUACACAAGCUUCCCAGAAUCUGGCAAUGGGUUAUGGAUCACGUCUUUGCUGCUAUGCAAUCAUUCAAGAGAAUGAAAAUGUCAACUACUUUGCUCUCAAUGCUCAUCAUUGCGUAUUUGAUGGAUGGAGUCUGCCACUCAUCUUCAAUACACUCUCCGCAAUAUAUCAUGGCAAGACCGUACCAAAACUCACACCUUAUGCCCAUUUUGUCAACUAUGCAAUGAGCUUGGAUAGAGAUGCAGCUGGAAAUUACUGGCGUUCCCAGCUCCAAGGCGCCCAGCCAGCUUCAUUCCCCUCUACUGAAGAGGCACAGUCGCAGCGCAAAGUGACCCGUGUGAGAACUCAUAGCAUCCAAUUUCCCCAACCUGUUAACCGAUCGGUUACCAAGGCAUCAAUCCUGCGUGCUGCCUGGGCAAUUGUGCUCUCCAGAUACAGUGACACGAAUGACAUCUGCUUUGGUACCGUAGCCUCGGGCCGCAAUGCCAAUAUGCAUGGCUUAGAAUCGGUUCCUGGAUUAGUUGUGGCGACGGUACCCGUCCGAGUUCGGCUUGAUGGCCAGCAGUCAAUUAAAUCAUUCCUUCAGAAUGUUCACAAUCAAGCCUUCGAAAUGAUUCCGUUUGAGCAAUAUGGCCUGCAGAAUAUUUCGAAGCUGAGCAAGGAAGCUCAGCAGGCAUGUGAUUUUACCAGCCUUUUAGUAGUGCAGCCGGCGCCCAUACAUGAUGCUGCUGACUCUCUAUUAACAUCGGUCAAUUCUAAAGGCGACCUUUAUGAGAAAAUGCUACAUAACUACCUCAGCUACCCACUAGCACUGCAGUGUUAUUUGGGAGAAGAUCAAGUGGCACUGGAGUUUAUAUACGACGAGAAUGUGCUCUCUGAUUGGAGGGUCCAAGCGUUGUCAAUACACUUUGACAAUGUUGUGCGACAACUAUGCGAGCAAGAAGACAGUAGCCUCGGUUCUAUUACGAUAGCUGGCUCUUGGGAUCUCAAGCAUGCCACAGAAUUGAAUCCCCCAAUAACUGUUGUUGAAAGCUGUGUUCCUGACCUGAUAUCCCAACAAGUUAUGAAGAGGCCGGAGCAUGAAGCUAUUUUCUCGACCGAAAGAUCUUUUACAUAUGCAGAACUCAACCGGCUAUCCAGCCUUCUGGCUUCCCACCUCUCAGAUUUAGGAGUAGGACCAGAUGUCAUUGUCCCGUUCUGUAUGGAAAAGUCCGCUUGGGGAGUUGUUGCUAUGCUCUCUAUCAUGCAAACAGGCGGAGCAUAUCUUCCACUAGACCCCUCACAUCCGAUAAAUCGAAGACGGAUGAUUGUGGAAGAAGUUGGUGCUAGUAUAAUUAUAGUGUCGCCUUUAACGUCUUCAACAUGCGAUCAGCUGGCCAAACACAUUGUUGUUCUAUCAGCUUCGCUGAUGGAGAGACUCUCUAUAUCUCUUCAACCUGCUUCCAAGAAAACAAAGAAGUGUUCUCCUAGCAAUGCUGCUUAUGUAUUAUUUACUUCGGGCUCAACGGGAAAACCAAAAGGCACAGUCAUCGAUCAUUCUGCCGCUUGUACUAAUAUUUUGGACUUUGGGAGGAUUACGGGAUGGAAUGAGUCUUCGAGAUGUCUCCAAUUUUCGUCUUACACAUUUGAUGUUAGCGUGGCAGAAAUCUUUCCCACACUUGCAUUUGGUGGCACCAUAUGUGUACCAUCCGAAACGGAGCGCCUACAGAACAUUCACGACUUUAUGCAAAGAGCAAAUGUCAACAUUGCUACUCUCACACCAUCAUUUACUCAAAUACUGGAUCCAAAUGAGAUCCCUCAAUUAGACAUUCUGGUCCUCGCCGGCGAGCCAUCUACUCGAGAUUUGUUGGAUACCUGGUGUAAACGAGUUAAGCUCAUCAACGGAUAUGGCCCAACAGAGACAACUAUGGCUUGUGCUACACACGAGUUCAAUAUAGAUGACAAUCCCACAAACAUUGGCCGACCUUUUAAUAGCGCCUGUUGGAUUGUUGAGCCGCAUGAUUAUCAUAAGCUUGCGCCUAUUGGUUGCGUUGGCGAGUUGGUCGUCCAAGGACAUACCCUGAGCCGUGGCUACAUAAAUGAGCCUGAAAAGACGCAGGCGGUAUUUCUCUCAGAACUUCAGUUUGUUGCGUCUGGACCGAGUCAUUUUUAUUUGACUGGAGAUUUAGUGAAAUACAAUUCUAGGGGAGAAAUGGAGUAUCUCGGCCGGAAGGAUAAGCAGGUCAAGAUUCGUGGUCAGCGUGUGGAGCUUGGAGAAAUCGAAGCCAGCAUCAAGCGCAUUAGACCGGAAGUUGCUCAAGUAGGCGCCGAGGUUCUGAGCCCGCCAACAGAUAAAUUUGUUCCAUUGGAUCAGAAAAUGCGUCGGCGUCUUAUUGCGCUAGUUGGUCAAUUAAAUGAAGAACUGCCAAGCUACAUGGUGCCCACGCUGACUAUACCUCUUCGUGAGUUACCAUUUAAUGCAGCGAUGAAGCUGGAUAGAGGCAAAUUACAGGCUUCAGUAAGGGACUUUACAAUGGAGGAGCUCAUGGCAUAUUCUUUGUCUGAGAGAGAUAGAAUCGCUCCAACGACAGAGAUGGAACUUAAACUACAAGCUCUAUGGGCUCGCGUGCUAAAGAUGGAGACUGAAAGGAUUAGGAAGAACGAUCACUUCUUCCAAACUGGUGGUGAUUCUCUUUCGGCAAUUCGACUUUCUUCUCUAGCAAACCAACACGGAAUCAAGCUAUCCGUAGCAACAAUAUUUUCUGAUCCUAAGCUAUCAGCAAUGGCCGCUGCUGUGAGCGUGGGAGACGUCGAGAAAGACCUUCAGCUGGCACCAUUCAGCCUACUUCCCUUCGAAGUGACAGAUUCAAUUACAAAAACAAUUCGAGAAAAGUGCAGCUUAUCAGAAAGUCACAUCAUUCAAGACAUAUAUCCCUGCACAGCCUUUCAGGAAGGCCUUAUGGCUUUAGCCACAAUCCGACCUGGCUCUUAUAUUGCGAAGAAUAUCUACAAAAUCCCUGCUCACAUCCAUGUAGUCGUGUUCAAAAAGGCCUGGGAACGGACGGUCGAGUUGUGUGAUAAUCUCCGAACACGAAUUGUGUCAGUUGAUGGAGCUUGUCUUCAAGUGGUGUUGGAUCGUGAUGUCUCAUGGGAUACGGCUUCGUCAUUGGACAUCCAGUCUUGUAUAUCAGAUUCACAGCAUAUCAGAAUGGAUUAUGGAUCACGACUUUCGCGCUAUUGUAUUCUGAAAGAUGACAGCGGCGAAAAAUAUUUCUUCUGGACAAUUCAUCAUGCCAUUUUUGACGGAUGGAGUCUUGGUGUUAUGAUCAAAACAUUAACCGCGUUGCUGAGAAAUCACGCCUUGCCAAGUCUCUAUCCUUUCCGGAACUUCAUCAAAUACUCACUGGAUCUGGACACUCAGGCGGCGAAUGACUACUGGAUGAAUCAAUUACAAGAUGCAAAGCGGGCUUCAUUUCCUUCUCCACCGACACGGCGACAACCCUGCCCUGAACCGAAGAGGACCAGCAUCUUCGUUAGUAACGUUAAAUUUUCUACUUCUAUGCGUGGCUCCAUCACGAAAGCUACGAUUAUGAGAACUGCCUGGGCCAUAAUUCUUGCUAAAUACUGCGACAGCAACGAUGUGUGCUUCGCAACAACGGUAGCUGGGCGGAAUGCACCUGUAGCCGGGUUAGAGUCCAUGUCAGGACCGACGAUUGCAACGGUCCCUGUGCGCACCCGUCUCGAUAAUAAUGAGAAAUUGGCAGAGUUCCUCGAUAGAGUUCAGAUUCAAGCCUCUGAAAUGGUCGCCUAUGAGCAGUUUGGAUUCCAGAAUAUUACCAAACUAAGCCCGCAGAUUAAAGAAGCGUGCGACUUUUCUAGUUUAAUAGUGGUACAACCUGCCGAAACGAAGGAAUCCGAUCCAGUCCUCGUAUCACUGAACUCGGACGAAAAACUUGCGGAAGAAGUUGUACAAAACUAUUUCACUUACCCUCUGAUUCUUCACUGCUUCCUUGGAGAAGGAACAGUGAAACUAGCAUUCAUUUAUGAGACCAGUGUGCUUGCAGUAUCCCAAAUUAGAGCCCUCUCGUUUCAAUUUGACAAUGUUAUUCAGCAGCUGACUGCUUCUGCCGGUUUACGCGUUGGAGAUGUUAAUAUUGCUGGAAAUUUCGACUUAGAAUACGCCAUAGCAGCAAACGGUCAACCUCCUGAUGUCAUUGAAGAAUGUGUUCAUUCACUUAUAGAAAGGGUGGCCAUAAGACAUCCGGACUUGCCCGCCGUAUCUGCCUGGGACGCAAAUCUCACCUACAAGGAGCUUGAUACCAUGGCUAAUAGACUGUCGAACUAUCUCAUCUCUGUAUUUGGCCUCAAAUUAGGAGAGAUAGUACAUGUUUGUUUUGGGAAGUCAGCAUGGUAUGUGGUCGCCACUCUAGCGAUUAGCAAAGCUGGCGCAACAUGGUCACCUCUUGAUCCCUCUCAUCCACAUGAUCGACAUACACAAAUUGUCAGCCAAACUGGAGCAUCACUUGCCUUGGCUUCUCCCGAAAAUAUAUCAAAAUGUGUUAAUUUGGUCGAAAAUACUCUUGAAGUGACAGAGAAGCUGAAUGCCCAAUUGAUCAACGAUGGUUGCUAUGAAAACAGACCUCAAGUAAAAGUGGCAGCACAACAUGCUGCCUACAUCCUCUUCACUUCAGGUAGCACUGGCAUUCCGAAAGGCGUUGUUAUUGAACAUGGUACUCUGUGUAGUGCUCAAACAGCCGCCAGUAAACGACUCGGAUUUGGUCCAGGCGUGAGAAUGCUACAGUUUGCGUCGUUUGUCUUUGAUGCAUCAGUCGCAGAAAUCAUUACCCCGCUGAUAUCUGGUGCUUGUGUAUGCAUUCCGUCGUGGGAGACUCGGAUAAAUACAUGUGCCCUAACUAGUUAUAUAAAAGAAGAAGAAGUGACUUGGGCUUUGUUGACUCCCUCAUUUGCCCGCACAUUACAUCCGGACGAUGUACCCAGUCUCAAGCUGCUUAUCUUAGGAGGUGAAGCGGUGGGACGAGAUGUGUUCGAUCUGUGGUUUGGUAAACUUCGAUUAUUCAACGCUUGGGGACCUACGGAGACUUGCGUGUAUGGAGCCAUCCACGAGUGGCAGUCUAGCGAAGAAUCGCAGCUGACUAUUGGGCGACCGCUUGGUGGGUUUUGCUGGAUUGUCGAGCCAAACAACUCUCAGAGGCUGGCUGCUAUAGGGACUGUGGGCGAGGUUGUUAUUCAAGGUCCAAAUCUGUUUCGCGAAUAUUUAGCAGAUGCGACGAAAACCGCUGUAGCAACCAUACAAGUUCCGGAUUGGGCACCAUACCGCGAUUCAAAACACUGGAGUCGCUUCUACAAGACCGGAGAUUUGGCCAUGUAUAACCCGGAUGGAACAAUCCAUUACGUUGGCCGUAAAGAUAUGCAAGUAAAAAUUCGUGGCCUUCGUGUUGAGUUGGGAGAAAUAGAGCAUCAUAUUCAUACUGGAUUGGACGGGGUUUGUCAAGUUGCUGUUGAUGUCCUGAAAACAGAUGUUUCUUCUACUCUGGUUGCAUUUCUCUGUUUCAAUGACGAUACAAUCCCCGCUGGUAUAGCUGUUCCGAAAGAUCUUAUCUGCUCACUCACAGGUGGCUUGAAGAGCUCGUUUCACAGUCUUCGUGAGCGCCUUAGCUCUGCUCUACCGACGUAUAUGAUACCGACCUUGUUUAUCCCUUGCAAGGCUAUACCACUAGCUACAUCGGCAAAGAUGGAUCGAAAGAUGCUACUUGGAUUAAUCGCGCAACUUGAUAGGCAAGAUUUAAACCAUUACACCCUGGAUGAUGACGAAGAAGGAAUCAAAGAAGCUCCAGUGUCGGAUAUGGAACGCCGCCUACAAAAAUUAUGGAGUGAGAUUCUCCAUAUUCCACAAGGAUCCAUUUAUCGGGAUACCAGUUUCCUUGGGAUUGGCGGUGACUCUGUUGCCGCUAUUCGACUUGUUUCUUACGCUCACCAUCAAGGCAUCUUGUUCACUGUCAGCGAUGUGUUUGAGGAUCCUCGCUUACUCGCCGUAGCGGCUAAGGCGCGUUUGCUGACGGAGGGUAUUGAAGAUACUUCUGUCCAACCUUUUAGCUUGCUAGGACGAGAGUACGAAGAUAUUGCAACGAGUAACUCGACCAAGAUUCUUCUUGGACUAUCCGGUGAAAACGAGAUUGAGGACGCAUAUCCAUGCUCUAGACUUCAGGAAGGACUAAUGGCUUUAGCAGUCAAACAACCGGGUUCGUAUAUCGCGAAAUUCAUCUAUCGUCUUUCUAAUGAUACGGAUGUUCCUAGAUUCAGAGAUGCGUGGGAACGUACCGUUGGGAUUGCCACAAAUCUGAGAACGCGGAUCAUUCAGUCGGGUGGUCAAUCCAUCCAAUUGGUUGUCAAGGAAGAUGUCUCUUGGGAUGUUAUUCGCAGUCAAUCACUGGAAGAUUACAUGCAUGAACUUCAAAGCGUUCAAAUGAACUAUGGCUCCCGCCUUCGCCGUGAUGCGAUUCUUAAAGACGAUGCUCAUAGGAAGACAUACUUCAUUCUAACUCUCCAUCACGCUGUUUUCGAUGGUUGGUCUAUAAGAUAUAUCUUCAAUAUGCUACAAAAGCUGUACUACGGUACCAAUGACAUUAGCAUUCAGCCAUAUUCUAGGUUCAUCCGGUAUAUCUUGGGAUUGAACAAUGAAGCCACCGUUCAGUAUUGGACGGCACAGCUUCAGGGAGCUAAGCCAGCUUCAUUCCCAAAGAAGAAUGUUUUGGAUUCGGCUGCAGGAAAUGCUGACAAUACUGGUAUUGUGAAUAAGAUGAUUGGAGUCCCUGCAAUAGCUACCCCCAGCAUAACAAUGGCCACAAUAUUGCGAGCUGCUUGGUCUAUUGUUUUAGCUCGGUACUGCGAAACAGAAGACAUUUGCUUUGGAGCCACCGUGUCAGGCAGACAAGCUCCAGUAUCUGGACUGGUCGAUAUGCUGGGGCCUAUCAUCGCAACAAUACCCGUGAGACUCCGAACUGAUCCCGGACAGUCCGUCUCCCAAUUUCUAUAUUAUGUGCAGGGGCACGCUACUGAGAUGAUUCAAUAUGAACAGUUUGGUGUGCAGAACAUUUCAAAGGUCAGCAAUGAUGCCAAAGAAGCCUGUGAUUUCUCGAGUCUGUUCGUUGUCCAGCCAAUGCAAUCUCUCCUUGGAGAUGGCGAUGAGAGCAUCAUGGUCGCUACAGAAGAAGGGAAAAAUGCGAACGCUUUCCACAAUUACUUCAGUUACCCUCUAAUCAUCCAAGGACACAUAUACGAAAGUCAAAUCGAAAUUGUGCUCAUUUAUAAUAAGCAUGUCCUCUUAGAGCCACAAUUGAUCGCACUUGCGCACCAACUUGAACAUGCGGUUCAGCAGCUUGCUACUCACACAGACAUGACUCUUGGGGAUAUGCCAAAAUCAUCAAGCUGGGACGUCCAACAGGCAGCUAAAUUUAACCCUGAGCUACCAGACAUUGUCGAUUCAUGUCUACACACCCUUAUCGAAAAGCAAGCUAUGAUUCGGCCAGACGCCUUAGCCGUUGAUGCAUGGGAUGGCAGUUUCACAUACGCAAGUUUGAAUCAGUCUGCAAAUCGCCUGGCGCAUCAUUUGACCAACAACUAUGGUAUCAAGACUGGUGACCUUGUGCACGUCUGCUUUGAGAAAACUGCUUGGUUUGUUAUAUCCAUAUUGGCUAUCAAUAAAGCUGGAGCCGCUUGGGUGCCGCUCGAUCCAUCUCACCCACCCCAGCGGCUUGCACAAAUUGUUUCGCAAACAAAGGCAACUACUCUCUUGACAUCGCCUACAAAUGCAUCAAUUUGUAAAACACUCUUCUCGAAUCUAAUUGAAGUUACCGAAUCACUUGAUGGGGAACUAACAAAGUCGUCAAACGGUGCUGAAGCAGAAUGCCCCAAGAUGAACGUAUCCCCUCGUGAUGGAGCGUACAUGCUAUUCACAUCCGGUAGUACAGGAACGCCUAAAGGUUUCUUGAUGGAGCACGGUGCUGUUUGCACCAGUCAGACUGCCAUUGCAAAAAGACUCGCGCUUACACCGGAAGUCAGGAUGUUGCAGUUUGCAUCAUAUGUGUUCGACAUGUCCAUUGGUGAGAUUAUUCUAGCAUUGGUGUCCGGUGCUUGCGUAUGCAUAUCUUCAGACCACACUAGGAUGAAUGGCUUGAAGGAUUACAUUCGAGAGAUGAACAUCACAUGGAUGUGGUCCACUCCAUCCUUCAUCAAAACCAUCAAGCCGUGCGACAUCCCGAACGUGAAGCUGAUAAUUUUAGCUGGGGAGGCUAUUCCACGAGAUGUAUUGACUACUUGGUUUGGUAAAGUCCGCCUGAUAAAUGGCUGGGGACCUGCUGAAACCUGCGUUUGCAGCACUCUACAUGAGUUCACUUCCGUUCAUGAAUCGUCUUUAACUAUAGGCCGACCCGUCGGUGGUUUAUGUUGGAUUGUAGACCCCGAUGACCCUUCGAAGCUCUCUCCUAUAGGGACCAUUGGUGAAAUCAUCAUUCAAGGUCCGACUUUAUUACGAGAGUACCUUGGCGAUCAUGAACAGACAACGAAGACAAUUAUGACCUCUCUUCCCGACUGGGCUCCGCACCGAGACUCGCAACAUUGGAGUCGAUCGUACAAGUCUGGCGAUUUGGGCUUCUAUAACCCAGACGGCACCAUUGAAUUUUCAGCUCGAAAAGACACGCAAGUCAAGAUUCGAGGUCUUCGAGUGGAGUUGAGUGAGGUCGAACACCAUUUCCAACUCGCUUUCCCACAAGCAAAGCAGGUGGCAGUCGACGUAUUUCGAUCUGACGGUGGAGCGAACUUGGUCGCAUAUUUUUGCCUGAGCAGCGAGACAAGAACUGAAGAUGAUGAUGGUAGGGACGGUAGCAAAGAUGACGGCCCAUUCCUGUCUAUUGACGAUGAACUACAGUCUCGCUUGACGGCAGUCGUCGGUGAGCUAACGGUGGCAUUGCCGCGUUAUAUGGUCCCAACGCUCUUCAUCCCCUGCAGCUAUAUGCCAGUAAUCAUUUCCACAAAGCUCAACCGAAAGAGACUUCGACAAUUAACGGCUGGGCUAUGCCAACAAGAUCUUGCCCUAUUUUCACUGGUUGGGACUCAAAAACGCGCUCCUGAGACACCCAUGGAGAGACUGCUACAAAAAGUCUGGGCGGAAAUCUUAAACAUUUCGAUGGAUUCAAUCGGCCGUGAUGAUAGCUUUCUAGCACUUGGUGGUGACUCUAUUGCGGCAAUUCAUUUGGCUAAUACUGCUCGCGAGGAUGGAAUAUUGUUGACGGCGAAGAACAUCUUCGAUGAUCCCCGUUUGCUAGCCGUUGCCGCAACAGCCAAAACCCUGGAAACGGUGAAAAAUGAAGCUUCUGAUCUGCCGUCAUUCGACCAACUCGAUAAAAACACACGAAAAUGGGUGACUGGAAAAUCUCUGGCAGCCAAACUUCAACUAUCAGGAAGCCAGUCGGUUGAGGAUGCCUACCCUUGUACUAAAUUACAAGAGGGCUUGAUGGUCCUCAGUUUGAGACAACCAGGUUCAUAUAUCGCAAAAUAUGUGUACAGGCUGUCUAAAAACUUGCAUAUUAACCGAUUUAAAUCAUCCUGGGAUGAAACUAUUGCGUCCUGCGGAAUAUUGCGAUCGCGUCUUGUUCUUCACGAGGGAACGUGUAUUCAGGUCGUGAUUAAUAAUGAUGACCUAUGGGAAGCUUCUAGCGGCAACUUGGAAGAUGCAAUGGAGAAAACUAAAUCACUUCGAAUGUCAUACAACUCGCAGUUAUCGAAAUUUACUAUCACCAAAGAUGAAGGUGGAAACAAUUACUUCUUGUGGACAAUUCAUCAUGCAAUUCAUGACGGGUGGACAAUCCCGGUCAUCUUGCAAACGUUCUAUCAAUCUUACCAUGAGCGCAUGCCUUUUAUUCCACAGCCAUUUUCCAAGUUCAUCUAUCAUUUGGCGCAAAUAGAUGAUUCUGCUGCUCGCGCUUACUGGACGAAACAGCUUGCAAAUGCCAAGUCGGCUGCAUUUCCAGCACCGAGACCUGCCAGUAAUUCUACCGGGACGACCCAAACUUGUGCAUUGACUACAAAGAUCAACUUUCCCACUUCAGCUAGUUCGUUAAUUACAAAGGCAACAAUUCUUCGCGCGGCUUGGGCAAUUGUCUUGGCCAGAUAUUGCGAUAGUGACGACGUUUGUUUUGGCGCCACUAUAUCGGGUCGUCAAGCAUCGCUGGAUGGUUUACUGGAGAUAGCUGGACCAACCGUAGCCACGGUGCCAGUGAGAAUCCGUAUAAACCCUGAGCAACUAAUAUUAGACUUUUUACAAGACGUUCAAUGCCAAGCAACUGAUAUGAUACCAUAUGAGCAAUUUGGUUUACAGAACAUCUCGAGACUGAGCCCCGAAGCCAAGGCAGCCUGCGAAUUCUCCAGCUUACUGUUGAUUCAGCCCAUGCAAGAGGCCGCUGAGGAUAGCAACUCAAGUGGUGUUAUGGAGGCUGUAGCCAAUGGGCGCAAUACACAGGAAAGCCUAUUGCAAAAUUACUACACAUACCCACUGGUUAUUCAAGGACAUCUCUUUAACGACCAUGUGAAUCUUGUCACAAUAUUCGAGACUGCGGUCCUGUCCCAAUCUCAGAUGAGCGCUCUUGCACGUCAGUUCAACAGUGUAGUAGAGCAAUUGGUCCUACAGCAAGGACAAAAGAUUGAUCAAGUAUCUGUCGCCAGCCCGUGGGAUGUACAAUUCGCUCUACAGGCCAAUAACGAUACGCCUACUAUUAUUGACAGUUGUAUCCACACUCUUAUUUCACAGCAAGCUAGACAUACACCAAAUGGCCUUGCUAUUCAUGCUUGGGAUGGUGAACUCACAUACGGCCACUUAGAGCAAGCGACUGAUAGACUAGCCUCGCAUCUAGUCCAUGAGUUCCAUACUCGUAUCGGAGAUAUCAUUCAUGUAUGCUUUGAGAAAUCUAUAUGGUACGUUGUGGCUAUUCUUGCUGUCAACAAAGCUGGCGCGGCAUGGGCUCCAAUUGAUCCCGCUCAUCCCGUACAACGACUGCAGCAAGUUGUACAGCAGACAGGCGCUGCCUUGACGAUAUCUUCUGCUUCUCAUGCGGCGUUAAGUACGGAAUUAACUAAGGAUGUGGUUGUGCUUGGCUCUGAGUUGUAUCAAAAAUUACAGGAUAAACCUGAUGGCAAAAUACCAAUUAUUGGUGUGACUCCUGACGAUGCAGCCUACAUCUUGUUUACCUCAGGAAGUACCGGAACACCUAAGGGAAUUGUUAUGGAGCAUAGAGCUCUUUGCACAAGCCAGAGACAUAUCAGUAAGCGACUGAACAUCACCAGCGAUGUGAGGAUGCUUCAAUUUUCGUCAUUCGUUUUUGACGUUUCUGUUGGAGAGAUUAUGUCACCUCUUAUGCAUGGCGCUUGUGUGUGCAUCCCCUCUGAUGCUAUGAGAUUGAAUGGCAAUCUAGACGAAUACGUUCGUUCCGCCAAUGUAACGUGGGCGUUCUUGACUCCGUCAUUCACAAGAACGUUAAAACCCGAGAAUUUCGCUGGUUUAAAAGUUCUAAUUCUUGUUGGCGAAGCCUUCCCACAAGAAGUACUUGAAACAUGGUGCGGAAGACUUCGGCUCAUCAAUGCCUGGGGCCCAGCAGAAACAUGUGUCUUCAGUUCUAUCCAUGAGUGGAAAGAUUCUUCAGAGAACAUUACGACUAUUGGACACUCGGUUGGAUCCAAUGUCUGGGUAGUUGACUCUAAUAACCCUCGUCAAUUGGCUCCUAUCGGUUGCCACGGCGAAAUUGUUGUCCAGGGGCCAGCUCUACUGCGUGAAUAUCUUUCUGAUGCCGCAAAAACAUCAGCAGCAAUAGUAAUAGACCUCCCUGAUUGGGUGCCCAAUCGCACAAGCAAGGGUUGGGACCGAUUUUACAAGACUGGCGACUUGGGCUACUACAGUCACAACGGCAACCUUCACUACGUCGGCCGUAAGGAUACACAGGUCAAAAUUCGAGGAUUGCGUGUUGAAUUGGGUGAAAUUGAGCACCAGAUACACAGCGCUCUCAACACGGCCCAUCAAGUUUCUGUUGACGUCUUUAGAAAUGACACCGCCACUCACCUUGUCGCCUACAUGUGCUAUUUGGACAGCACUAAGACACCACAGCAGAUACUUGAGCAUGGUGGCGAAGAUUUGCUCAUGACUAUGACUGAUGAGCUUCAUGCUACUCUGAAGGGACUAGCUGAUACACUGCAUUUGGCCCUCCCUCGAUAUAUGAUCCCAACACUGUUUAUUCCUUUGAACUACUUUCCACUUAUAUCAUCAGCUAAGUUGGAUAGGGUGAAACUCCGCCAGAUGAUCAGUAGCUUUUCUCAUGAGCAGUGGAACCAAUUUGCGCUGCUCGAUAGCAUACAAAAGCGCGGCCCCGAAACUUCUACGGAAGUCUGCCUGCAAACGAUUUGGGCAAAUAUUUUGAGAAUUCCUGCGGAGACAAUCAGCCGCGAUGAUAGCUUCUUACGUAUUGGCGGGGAUUCAAUCGGUGCUAUUCAGCUUGUUUCGUUAGCCCGUGAAGCGGGCAUUCACCUCGAAAUAAGCCAAAUCUUCGAAGAUUCGCGCCUCUGCCAUCUCGCGUCCAGAGCGAUAAAUAUUGAUCUAGCCACAACUGGGUUGAGUGACGAGAUUCAGCCGUUCAGCCUGCUUGAUCAGUCUACUAAAACUAAAGUCCUCGAUACUAGUCGCCGCGAAGAGUUUGGACUCUCAGAGAAUGAACUCAUCCAAGAUGCUUACCCUUGUACAAAACUUCAAGAAGGACUCAUGGCUAUCGCAGCUAGGCAACAGGGCUCAUACUUUGCAAAGCAUCUCUUUAAGCUGCCGCCUCAUGUCAACAUACCGCGAUUCAAAUUAGCAUGGGAGCAAACCAUUGCUGCUUGCAGUAAUCUACGGACGAAAAUAAUUCUCGUGGACAAUGUUCCCGUUCAAAUUCAACUGCAAGAGAAUCCCACAUGGGCAUCCGGAUACGAUAAUCUUGAGUCGUAUAAAAGCUCUUGCCAGAAUGCCAAAAUUGGCUACAACUCGGCCCUCUGCAUUUAUGUUCUAUUUCAAGAUGAUGGCGACAACUUCUUUGCUCUCAAUAUCCACCAUGCUAUUUUUGAUGGCUGGAGUUUGUCUCUAGCUUUGCAGACCUUGUCAGCGGCCUACCAAGGCGCAGAUUUACCCAAACUUGAGCCUUACUCGAAAUUUGUGAAAUAUGUCAGAGACAUAGAUGAGGGCUCCGCCGCGGAGUAUUGGCAGAAGCAGCUACAUGAAGCGAAGCCGGCAACAUUUACGCAACAAACAACUACAACCAGUGCCACCGUUCUCCGGGCCGCAUGGGCUAUUGUUCUCUCCCGUUAUUGUGAUUCGAAUGAUGUCUGCUUUGGCUCUGUUGUCUCAGGUCGCAAUGCUUCAGUCUCUGGACUCGCCUCUGUAACGGGACUCGUUACAGCCACAGUUCCAAUUAGGGUGAAACUUGGCCGCCAAUGCACUACAAAGCAAUUCCUGCAAGAUAUACAAUCACAGGCGCUAGAGAUGGUGCCUUUUGAGCAAUUUGGGCUUCAAAACAUCUCAAAGAUUAAUCAGUAUACGAAAGAAGCGUGUAGCUUCUCUAGCUUGAUGGUAGUUCAGCCAGCGAAGCAGAUGGGAUUUACAGAAAUUGGCAGCAGCUCUAGUCUUUUGCACCCGGCUUCGGAAGAUGACAACAUCGAACAAUUGAUUCAAAGCUUCUUUAACUACCCUCUCAUUGUUCAAUGCGAUCUGCUUGAUGAUGAAGUUGACUUGCUACUCAUGUAUGACACAAGCAUGUUUGUUCGUGAUCAACUCGCAGCACUUUCUCACCAGUUCAGCCAUGUUGUGGAGCAACUCCUCAACCCUGAUGAGGUACUUUUAGAAGACAUAUCACUAUCUAGUGCUUGGGAUUUCGAAAAAGCCGUCUCAUAUAACACGCAGAAUAUUGAGCUUGUCGACUCGUGUAUACAUGACUUGAUCUCUGCUCAAGCAUUACGCAAUCCCCACCACGAAGCCAUAUUUUCCUCGGAGACAUCAAUGACAUAUGGCGAAGUAGAUCAUCUUUCAACACUGUUAGCCAAUCAUCUUCGUCUCCUUAAAGUCACGUCGGGAACGCUGGUCCCCUUUUGUUUCGAAAAGUCGAUAUGGGCGAUUAUAGCGAUGCUUGGAAUUCUCAAGUCCGGUGCUGCGUUCGUUCCACUUGAUCCAUCACAUCCACGCGCUCGUCUAGAGGAAAUAACUAAGGAGACAAAUGCGAACGUGAUAAUCACUUCUCUAAGCUCUGCCUCAUCUUGUCAGGAUCUUGUGCCACAUAUUGUAGAACUGUCCCCUUCAUUCAUCGCCGCACUUGAAGCCACUGCCAAGCUGGAGUCCGAACACACAGCUUCGAAUCAGUCGACCAGCGAUGCUGCAUACGUAAUUUUUACGUCUGGGUCUACGGGCAAGCCAAAGGGCGUAGUUAUUCAGCAUUCCGCUCUUUGUACCAAUAUGAUUGGCUUGGGUAAGGUACUUGGAACCAGUCCUUCGUCAAGAAUUUUCCAAUUCGCUGGCUAUGUAUUUGAUGCCAUGAUUUACGAGAUUUUCGUGAUAUUGGUUUAUGGCGGAACAAUUUGCGUACCUUCAGACACUGAACGACUUCAAGAUGCGCCGACUUUCAUUUGCAAGUCGCGAUCUACUGAAGCCCUUCUUACGCCGUCUUUAGCUCGAACGAUAGUCCCAUCCCAAGUACCCACGCUUAAGAUGCUGAUUGUUGGCGUUCGUCUUAUCAAUGCUUAUGGUCCAACCGAGGGCUGCGUCAUAGCAACAAUGCACGAUGUUCGAUCAAGCAACGACUCACAUAGAAUUAUUGGGCAAGGAUUUAAUUCUGCUUGUUGGAUUGUCGACUCAGACGACCGCCGUAGGUUGACUCCUAUUGGAUGCGUUGGCGAGCUUGUGAUUCAAGGCCAUGCGCUAUCAUGUGGUUACCUUAACGACUUGGAGAAAACUCGCAAAGCUUUCAGCGACCAACUGGAUUGUCUACGCUUGACGCAAAAGUGCGAGCCUCGGAGGUUCUAUUUUACAGGAGAUUUGGUCAGAUAUGCCCCAGAUGGACUUAUUGAAUACGUUGGGCGGAAGGAUUUACAAGUGAAGCUUCGCGGUCAUCGAAUUGAACUUGGUGAGAUCGAGUAUCAAUUCAAAUGCUCCCUCACUACCGUUGAACACGUCGUUGUGGACGUUCUUCAUCACAAAUCAGGCAUGUCUCUCGUCGCUUUUAUUAGCUUUGCAGGAGCAGCUUCCGACGGCAGCCUCCUUCCACCCAUUGAUGAUUCAAUGCGUUCAUCGUUGGAGUCUAUACGAGCCUAUGUAAAGGCUCGCGUUCCACCUUACAUGAUGCCUAGUCUUAUCUUGCCGAUCAGUCACAUGCCUUUCGUAACUUCCAUGAAGAUGGAUCGCAGGAAACUACUUGAUUUGGCUGCUAGCUUGUCAAUGGAACAAAUGGCAGGCUAUUCUCCCAUCAAGCAAGAACGUGCCGAACCAAUAACGGAAAUGGAGAAAAAGCUGCUAGACUUAUCAGCAAAAGUCUUAAAAAUUGAUCCUUGUGAAAUCAGCCGGCAUGACAAGUUCUUGGAGAUUGGCGGCGAUUCAAUUACGGCAAUUCAGCUAGUAAACCUUGCUGGAGGAGCCGGCAUAAGUUUAACUGUGGCUGAUAUCUUUAAGGAUUCUCAAAUAUCGGCUUUGUCUUCGUUGGCGAGCAGCCAGCAGCUAAACGUAGUCACUCAUCUUGAACCCUUCACCCUCUUGCCACCUACCAAGCAAGACAGCUUGCUGCACGAAGUAUCUAGGCUCUGUGACCUAGACAACAAAGAGCUUAUAGAGGACGCAUAUCCAUGCACACAACUUCAGCAAGGUCUCAUGGCGUUAUCAAUCAAGCAGCCAGGCUCGUAUCUUGCGAAGAAUCUCUACAAGCUCCCAAAGCAUAUCGAUGUGAGUCGAUUUAAAUCAGCGUGGGAGCGCACAAUGGAAAUUUGCAGCAACUUGCGAACGCGAAUCGUUCUUGUGGAUGGAGCGGCUAUCCAGGUCAUCCUACGAAAUUGCCACGACUGGGAAUUUUCCGAUGGUGUUGAUUUAUCUACAUAUUCGCAAAAAGUGUCCGCAAUACGAGUGAGCUAUGGCUCUAAAUUGGUUCGAUACACAUUACUACAAGGCGGUGAAGAUAAUUAUUUCGGUCUCAUUAUGCAUCACAGCGUAUUCGAUGGCUGGUCAAUGGGUUGUAUCAUGGGCACGUUGGAUUCCAUCUAUCGAGAAAAUGAGCCACCAUCUUUGGCUCAGUAUGCUCGCUUUGUCAAAUAUACUAUGGAACUCGAUCGCGAUGCCGCUCGGAAAUAUUGGCUGGAGCAGCUUCAUGAUGCCAAAUGCGCUUCCUUCCCUUCAAAUACGAUUACGACCUCUUCUGCCAACCCGGUUACUGGCUACGUCAGCAAAGAAGUGGAUUUUAGCAAUUAUCCCAAGACCUCGAUUACUAAAGCAUCGAUUAUUAGAGCUGCAUGGGCUAUUGUCCUCGCCCGCUAUUGCGACGCAAACGAUGUGUGCUUCGGGGCCACUGUUUCAGGCCGGAAUGCAGCUCUCGUUGGCGCUAACUCAAUGCCUGGAGUUAUGCUUGCCACAGUUCCAGUUCGUGUUCGGCUUGACAAAGACCAGACAAUAUCUGAUUAUCUUGGCAAUAUUCAGCAUCAAAGCAGUGAGAUGGUUGUACACGAACAAUUUGGUCUGCCUAAUAUCUCUUCGCUCGGUGCCAAUGCCAAAGAUGCUUGCAACUUUUCCUCUUUACUUGUCAUCCAGCCUGCUGGAUUUUUCACAGGCGGAAGUCAAAACUCGGAUACCAUUCUGAUAGAUGAGACUUCCGAACAGGAAUUAGAAGAUAGGAUUCAGAACUUUAUCAACUAUUCCCUUGUGGUACAAGGCCUACUAUACGACAAUAAAGUUGAGAUUGUUCUUAUGUAUAACAUGGAAUGCAUGGCUAAAUCUCAAGCUGUGGCCGUUUCUGAACAGUUGGACCACGUAAUUCAGCAGCUGCUCUCCAAUACUAAACAAACGUUAAGAAGCAUAUCUGUCGCAGGCUGUUGGGACCGUCAGCAAGCAAUCAGGUGGAAUACGGCAUGUCUUGAACCUGCGAACGAAUGCCUCCAUGAUCUUGUCUCGAAACAAGCCCAGCGGCGACCAGGGCACGAAGCAAUUUAUUUUACCGGUGGAAGCAUUUCUUAUGCCGAGCUCGAUCUUCUUUCUUCACAACUCGCGAUUUUCCUACAAGAAAAAGGCGUCAAGUCAGAGUCGCUCGUGCCGAUAUGUUUCGAAAAAUUACCAUGGACCAUUGUCGCCAUGCUUGCUAUACUCAAAGCCGGCGGUGCUUUUGUCCCAUUAGACCCAGGCCACCCUGUUGCUUGUCGCCAAGCAUUGCUUAAUGAGAUCGGAGCUCAAAUCAUGAUUGCGUCUUCCUCUACUGCAACCGAGUGUGCGCAGAUGACCAAGACUGUUAUUGAACUCUCACCUACUCUGAUAUCAUGUCUAUCUGGCAUUAAGAAGACUAAAAUCGUAAAUACAGCUACACCAUCAAGCGCAGCUUAUAUGCUCUUCACAUCGGGUUCCACUGGCAAACCGAAAGGCGUUAUUGUCGAACAUCAGGGCAUUUGCACGUCUCUGUUGGGUGAACACAAAGCAUUCAACACUAAUGAGAACUCACGCUGGUUGCAAUUCGCGAAUUACGUAUUCGAUGCUUGUAUUACCGAAAUAUUUGCUGCAUUAACGGCCGGAGGCACUGUAUGCGUGCCUACCGAGGCAGAACGAAUGCAUCAAACCUCAAAGUUCAUAACGGAUGCGCAAGUGAAUAUCACUCUACUAACACCCACGGUCGUCAAAAAUCUAGCUCCUGAAUCAGUGCCUUCACUCAAGACUCUUAUACUUGGUGGUGAAGCUGCAUCAAAAGAUAUCAUCGAGACAUGGUAUGGACACCUGGAUCUGCGCAACGCCUACGGCCCUGCAGAAGCUUGCAUUGCUUCCUCCGCUCAUAUUUAUACAUCUGCCACGAAAUCUGCCACAGCUAUCGGGCGUGGAUUCGCUCAUCAUUGCUGGAUUGUAGAUCCUAAAGAUCACCAGCAACUUGCACCCAUUGGCUGUAUUGGAGAGCUUUUGGUGCAGGGUCCUGCCUUGGCACGAGGAUAUUUCCAAGAUGAAAGCAAAACGAAGAGCUCGUUUGUCGAAGAUGUCAGCUGGUUGCCGAUGGAAAAAAAAAAAUUCCGACGAUUUUACAAAACCGGAGAUUUAGUUCGAUACGGCGAUGAUGGUAUCAUGGAAUACCUUGGGAGAAAGGACACACAGAUCAAAAUUCGAGGACAACGGUUAGAAGUGGGAGAGAUUGAAUAUCAGAUGAAGGAGUUGGAAACAACAUUCGAACAUGUUGCGGUGGAUGUCAUCCAUGAAAAGCAUCUCGCAGCAUUUGUGAGUUUCAGAAAUGGAGAAAAUAUGGACAGCACAACAGAAAAUGUCCAAUUCUUGAGCAAAGAUGAUGCUAUGGGAGAAAUGUUAUCUCAGUUGUGGGCUAACAUGAACCUCAUUUUACCUCAGCACAUGAUACCAUCAUACAUCAUACUAGUGGCGCAUAUGCCUCACAAUAGUGCUGGCAAACUUGAUCGAAGACUAGUUCAGCAGACAGUAUCUCGUAUGUCUACAGAUGAGCUGGCUCAAUACUUGUCUGGUCAGCGGAAGAUCUUCCGCGAGUGUUCUAAUGAGACUGAGUUUUGGAUUCGGUCACAAUGGGCGCAUGUGUUAAAUCUACCUGCAGAAUCGAUCAGUGUGGACGAUAAUUUCUACCAUCUAGGUGGUGAUUCCAUUCGUAUCGUCACCCUUGCCAAAGCCAUUCUUAACGAAUAUGAAGUUACUUUAGGCCUUUCUAUUCUAAACAGCAAGCACACAACAGUGAGCAGCAUGGCCAAGUUUGUCCACAGUGCCCGCGAAAAUACUACCGAGGGCAGACCAAUCGUGGAUCUCAUGGAAAAGAUACAGUCAAUUCUCAAAGGAAUCUCGGCUACCACAUUGAACAAUUUGGCUAAACACCCGAUUAUGAAGCCAUCUCAGAAUUCGAUCGUCUUUCUUACAGGCUCCACAGGAUUCUUGGGGACGGAACUUCUCCGACACCUGUUGCGCAAUAGCUCAAUCAAAUCCGUCAUAGCACUUGUUCGAUGCAAUUCACCACAGCAUGGGCUAGAGCGAAUCAGAGCAACAGCCCAGGCAGCUCGAUGGUGGAAUAAGCACGACGCGACGAAGAUCGAGGUUUGGGUCGGCGACCUAAGUAAACAUCAGCUAGGACUUAACGCAUCUCAAUGGGAGCGACUUUCGGGAAUAUCUAGGCACCACGGCAAUAUCGACGCCAUUGUCCACAACGGUGCCGUGGUCAACUGGAAUGCGGAUUACGAUAAGCUUGUGGCGCCAAAUGUCAGCUCGACUAUUGAUCUGCUAAAUGCUGCUGCUUCAUCCCCGAUUCAUCCCCGGUUCGUCUUUGUUUCCGGGGGGCUGAAAACAGACCCGGAUGAGAAUCCGGAGGCAGUGGCUAAAAGGCUCGGUGGGCUGAACGGAUAUGUCCAAACCAAGUUUGUGUGCGAAGGCGUCAUCCAAGAUUUUGUGAAAGGCUUGCCGAAAGAGCAAAACAGACUAUCCAUAGUCAAGCCCGGUCGUAUCAUCGGUUCAGAAAGCAACGGAGUCGCCAAUGUUGAUGAUCUGAUUUGGCGUGUUGUUUCAGGAGCUGCCGCAAUCCAUGCUUACCCGGUAGAGCCCUCGGAAAAUUGGAUGUACGUUGCGGAUGUUGACAGCGUUGCUUCCACGGUUCUGAGUCAAGCCUUUCGUGAGAAUGCCAUUGACUCUUUUGUCCAUGUGACAGGCGGUAUACCAACACCAGUGUUCUGGGAAAUGGUUAAUGAUGAGCUGAAAGUAAAGUGUAAACCCGUAUCAUGGGCCGAAUGGAAAGAGUUAGCACACGCUUCCAUGGCUGCGGUUGGAGACGAGCACCCUCUUUGGCCAGUUCAACACUUUCUGGGUGCUCUCGGUGCUCCAAGAUCAGCGAAAGAACUGGCUACUGAGUCUUUGGAACACAAGCAAUGGCACAAAGCAGUCAAGAAGAAUGUGCGAUAUUUGAUGGAGAUUGGGUUUAUUGCAUCGUCUGCCGGGGAGUUAGGAAAAGUGAAGGACGGUGCCAUUAAGCGGUUGCAUUAG